CCACGCUGAGCCGGGCCCAGCGGGCCGGUGUAUGUCUCCCCGCGGCCGCGGCGCUCGCCUCCCGGUGACUGUGCAGCGUGCGCCGCCGCCUGCCCCGACCCGCGCCGCCGCCGCCGCCGCCGCCCGGCCCCGCACGCACCUCCCUCUCCCGGGGUGACCGGCCUGCGGCCGCCGCCCGAAACCCAGCUCCGCACCCCUUCCCCCGCCGCCGCCACCGCCGCACACGGUCACGCGUCUCCCCGUCUUGUGAUUCUCCUCUCCCGAGCCCUUCAGCGGGGGUGCGAGUCUGUCCCCCCCACCCCACGCCCCAACCCACUGCCGCCUUUUCUCUCUCUCUCUCUCCUCCUCCCGCGCUCGCCGCGCUCUCCUCGCCCCUUCGUUUUAUUUAUUCGUAUUUAUUUGGCGUCCGCUCUCUCCUCUCCGUCCCUCUCCCUCCCUCCCUCCCUCUGGAUCCCCGCUCUCUCCCCGGAGUGGCGCGUCGGAGGCUCCGCCGCUGGCCAGGCGUGAUGUUGCACGUGGAGAUGUUGACGCUGCUGUUUCUGGUGCUCUGGAUGUGCGUGUUCAGCCAGGACCCGGGCUCCAAAGUCGUCGCCGACCGCUACGCCGUCUACUGGAACAGCAGCAACCCCAGAUUCCAAAGGGGUGACUACCACAUCGAUGUCUGUAUCAAUGACUACCUGGAUGUUUUCUGCCCCCACUAUGAGGACUCUGUCCCGGAAGAUAAGACGGAGCGGUAUAUCCUCUACAUGGUGAACUUCGAUGGCUACAGCGCCUGCGACCAUACUUCCAAGGGCUUCAAGAGAUGGGAGUGUAACCGGCCUCACUCUCCAAACGGACCACUGAAGUUCUCUGAAAAAUUCCAGCUCUUCACUCCCUUCUCCCUAGGAUUUGAAUUCAGGCCAGGCCGAGAGUACUUCUACAUCUCCUCUGCAAUCCCAGACAAUGGAAGAAGGUCCUGUCUAAAGCUCAAAGUCUUCGUGAGACCAACAAAUAGCUGUAUGAAAACUAUAGGUGUUCAUGAUCGUGUUUUCGAUGUUAACGACAAAGUAGAAAAUUCAUUAGAACCAGCAGAUGACACCGUCCAUGAGUCAGCCGAGCCAUCCCGCGGCGAGAACGCGGCACAAACACCAAGGAUACCCAGCCGCCUUUUGGCAAUCCUACUGUUCCUCCUGGCGAUGCUUUUGACAUUAUAGCACAUUCUCCUCCCGUCGCCUGUCACUGAGAACAUCAGGGUCUUGGAACACCAGAGAUCCACCUAACUGCUCAUCCCAAGAAGGGACUUGUUAUUGGUUUUUGGCAGAUGUCAGAUUUUUUGUUUUGUUUUGUUUUCUUUCCUUCAGCCUGAUUUCUAAGCAACAACCUGGGGUUGCUGGGGGAGGGGGUAAGCUGGUUGCUGCCUCCUUCACCCCACCCCAAGCCCUUGUCCUUGACCUCUCUCACCCCCUUAGAAAUUAAAUGGACUCCAGAUGAAAAUGCCAAAUUGUUGUAGUAACACCAGUGGCUCUUCGCCUCCUGUGCAUUCCCCUCUAGAGCUCACCUCUGUAAGCUCAGGGUGUCAACAGUAUGCAGACAAGGAAGAGUAGUAAAUGCUGCCCACAAUGACCAGGCCCGAGAGGGUGUCCCUCUCCAGUAGAAUACUUAGGCCUUCUCAUUCAGGACAGUAAGGUGACGGUGUAGAGCGUGGUGUUGGCACGUCACGUCCAGAGUUCAGAAUAGACAUGGUAUUGUACCAUAUCCUCUAGCAGGGUACAAGUGAGCAGGCUUCUCAAAGGCUCAGUUUUUGAGUCAUCAAAUAUGACUGUCUUAAAGCAUUCUUGCCAGCAAAACUUGGGCUGUGUCGAAGAAGCCUCUUCUCCCAGAAAGGAGGGUUGGAGGCAGGAUGCUAAAUCACAGGAAGUACGAAUAUUGAGAAAACUAUCUGUUGCUGGGGGUGUGAACGCCUCUGACUUCUUAGUGACUGGGCAGUGCACACCUGAUUUUUUUUUCCUUUGAAUACGGAUCACCAUGGUGCUACAACCUUUUGUUUUUCUUUUAGGAGCUCAAAGAGGCAUUUUUAUGAAUAAAGUGACCUUCCCCAAGGCUAAGAAGCCUGGGUUGAUGAGUAGAGAGUGGAAUAGCUUUGGCUGCUCCUCUGGGGACAAUAUGUACAAGGAAAGAAAGUCUGUGGCCAGAGGAGAUGCAAUUUGGCUUUGCUGGAGCUCCAGUGUGCUGUGGCCUUUCCCCAACUCCCACCCCAAUGCCCACGUUUUGCUCCAUUCUCCGUGAGCACAGGGGGCUCAGACACAGGCCCCUGUCAACAGGAGAGUCAGUCAGCAUGACUUGGGAGGGCUAAAGGGAAAUUUGGAAUAAAAAAUUCCAAAAGUUUGGAAUAAAAACUUCAAGUGUUGAUUUCAUAUUCUUUCCCUUUCUGACACAGCCUAAAGCGUAGGGGGAACAUGUGUUUAUGUGUGGGAGAUAAACAAGAUGGAGUCCCAAAGACUUUGACAAAAUAUUUUUUUAAAAAAAAUCCACUAGAAUAGAAAAUACAUUAUUUAGAUAUACUUUAUGCUGAGAGUGAGUAUAUAUGCUUGUCCUAUUUAAACUUGUGAGAAAAAGUGGUACCCCUUGAUACAUUUAGAAACCCGGGGGGUUUAUCUUGUUUCAUAGUAGGGUUGGGGCAGGAGAAUGAACACAGGAUGACCCUGUUUAAAGAACCUUAGCAUGGUCAAGGGGUGGUUCCAGCUGAUUACCAGGAAACACAAGCUGUGGGGCUUCUCCUGGUAGGGUGUCAGGAACUCUAAAUCCCAAAACUUAGACAGGGAAAAAUAUGAGACCAAUGGAAAGGUGAUCUAGCCUAUCUCUGCUAUUGCACGACAUCAAAUAGAAACCAUGCCUUUGUAAACAAGCAAGUCAGUAAAAGCAAUGAUCAUGUAAUGUGGAAAAUUGAAAGCAUUCCAGUAAAAAAAAAAAAAAAAAAAAAAAGGGGGUGUUUUUUAUAUAUUCGUUUUUAAGAUGUAUAUGUAAAAAAAAAAGGAGUUCACAUUAUAGAUGGACCUCAUGAAUCAGAAAUUGCUUAGAAGUGUGAGUAGUUUCAAAUUAGGAAAACGUGAGUGAAAGGCAGCUGUGAACGUACUGCAUCCUAGAGAGUUGUGCGCACGCUGUAGCGUAAGCUGGGCUUACUUACCUGGUCCCUUUGGAGUGGAGAUUGCUGGAGUCUGCUCUCACCUCAACCAUGUGACUGGAGUUGCCAGCCUCAAAGAUACACUUAGUCCUCUUCCCCCGUCCUCUGAGACUUCUCCGGAAGAGCAGUCUCCUCACAGAAGGCACCCACCAUUUCACUGACAGAACUUCAAAGCAUUGGAUUCCUUUGCCUUUAUUUAUACGCUCGGCACUCUCAGUAAUAUCCAGAUGUAUUCUUUUUAUUAAUAGUUACAGGUUUGUGGGUUAGUGGGAUUUCAGUAAGGGGACUAAAACCCCUUCUAAGAUGGAUGAAUAGAACCAAAAUAAUACUGCAUGUACUACAAUCAAGGAAAACAAGUGAUCCUAUAAUAAUUCCAGUUAGUCCUAACGGCAUUAGCGGUUCUAAUGUCAUUUUAGAAAUGGUGAAUUCUGUGGUUCUUCUAGCAUUGUCUCUAACAACUGAUGAAAUAAUUACUCAUGGCCCUCUCUGCCAUUGUCUUUCAUUUUCCACUGUGCAAUUAGACUCUUUUACUUCAUGUCAUGCCACCAAUGAUUAAGUUAAAAAAAAAAAAACAAAAACUACCCACACCAGUAGACGAUAUGCUUUUCUACCUGUGACAUAAUCGUAGCUAAUACACUUGUGUGGAGUUUUCAAGACGAUUGGUGUCAGACAGUUUUUAUCUUGUCCAAAAAGCGCUGGUGGCUUUCUGUGCUGUUGUUACAAUCCUCUGUGGGCUUAGGAUGUCCAUACAGCUUGGUAGCGGGUUUAAUUUUAAAAACAAAUCAAACGCAUAAGGGCAUCCCUGGAGUCCCUCAGCCCCAGUUGGUCAAACCCCAGCGACCUUUGCCCCUGGUUGCCAAGGGCUUUGCAAAAUGAAGCAGGGAAUAAAGAUCUGUCUGUUUAGUGGAUACUGUGUAUCCUUUAAUAGACCAGGUAACAGUUCGUGUUAGUUUUAGACUAUUGUUUUGUACUGUACUUUCUUGGGUGGCAGAGGAAAGAAAAGUCAAAAUGUUAAAAAAAAAAACAACUGCGUUCUUUAAUUCUGUAUUAUUAGCGACCUCUGUUGUAUAUAGUGUUUGAUAAUAAAGUAUUAAUUUGAUUCUAAUGUCUUUUGUAAGUGACAACAAUAGACUUUCAGGAUACAAAACAUGCAUUGAGGCUUUGAAACAUCCGAUGUAUACAUGGCUGAGAAGUGACUCGUGUGGUCAUAUCGCACUUAUUCUUACAGCUCCAUCGUCUUGGGACCAGAAACAGCAGGACUGCUUUGACUGAUACUUUGUCCUCAGUGUUUUCAAGGUCUGAUGUCGGAGCUCUGUGGUCAUUCCCCCCACCCAAAGCAUGUGGUUUGAAAGGUUUAGGUAACUUAGAAAUGGUUCUGUACUUUGGAUUUCUGUUUGUCAUUUUCCCCCAGGAAGUCUUGUCGGUAUCAAGUGCGGCUCAGACUCAGGAUGGUUGCAGAGCGGUCCCUUUAGGAAGGCUCAGUGGGGCUGUUUCCCUCUCUGUGUCUUUGUGAAAGGAAGAGUCACAGCACCUGUGGGCUUUCAGGGACUCUGUUUUUCUCCUGUGCCUUAGCAACGGCUGCAGCCAUUUUUAUUAGUUUCACAAUAUUAGAAAAACAGUUUUAAACUCCUCCUUUCCAUUCAUUGCUCUCAGAGUUGUGCUCACCAGACUUUCUUUUGAAAACCACCUCCACCAACAGCCCGUUUGCCUGCCUGACCCCUCUGCCCCCCCCCCCCCCCCGCUCUGUCUGUCUCUCUCCUACCUCCCGCAUUCUGUUUUCCCUCAGAGCCAUGACUGGGCAGGUCUGUCUCUGGUUUGGCAUCACUGUUUUUCCCAUGCAUUUGUCCCAGAGCCGCCCGGAUGUGAGACAAAUCUCCCUACAAUGGGCUCGCUCCCGUUGUUUGUACAGUUUAAUAGAUGCUGCCAUGUUGGAGGUUACCCAUGAGUCAAAAUCCGUUUUCCAUGCUUACUCCUGACACCCCAUUGAAGCCACUCAUUGUGUGUGCGUCUGGGUGUGAAGUCCAGCUCCGUGUGGCCCUGUGCUUGUACUCCCUGCCUUGCAGUCCUUUGCACUUGCUUAUCGAGUGCUGUUUUGAAAUGCUGACAUUAUAUAAACGUAAAAGAAAAUGUAAGAAAAAAAUUGAAACACACACACGCAAAUCCAUACGAUCUGUAUUUGUAUAUACACGUGUCCGUACAAGUAUA
This is a messenger RNA of Psammomys obesus (fat sand rat), 5365 nucleotides long. RefSeq names its product ephrin A5 (gene Efna5). Gene Ontology annotation, biological process: regulation of cell-cell adhesion; regulation of actin cytoskeleton organization; ephrin receptor signaling pathway. The transcript has 5 exons. Bases 507 to 1193 code for a protein of 228 amino acids. Lineage: Eukaryota; Metazoa; Chordata; Mammalia; Rodentia; Muridae. Gene Ontology annotation, cellular component: external side of plasma membrane; plasma membrane. The record is from RefSeq and is a predicted model, not a curated record. Gene Ontology annotation, molecular function: ephrin receptor binding.